This is a messenger RNA of Nicotiana tabacum (common tobacco), 426 nucleotides long. Lineage: Eukaryota; Viridiplantae; Streptophyta; Magnoliopsida; Solanales; Solanaceae. The record is from RefSeq and is a predicted model, not a curated record.
AUGGAGAGGUUAGAUAGUAUUGCAACUGAUAAAGCUAAAUCUCACUUAUCUAAGAAAACUAUUGCCUUAGAAAUGAAAAGGGAUUUGACAUGUUCCUUUAUUCUUCCAGGUGUUGUUGGAAGGAGGAAUAAGAGUGAAGAGAUUGUUGAAGUUCUAAUGCAAGAAAAUGGUUUUUAUGAGUGUCUCUCUGUGGUUUCAAUUGUUGGAAUUGGAGGUCUGGGGAAAAUCACACAUGCUAUAUUAGUGUACAGAGAUGAGAGGAUAGUAAAGAAUUUUCCUUUGAGGAUUUGGUUGUGUGCCUCACAGGAUUUUGAUGUCAUAAAGUUGGCUAGGAACAUUGUUAAUUUGGCGAGUGGUGUAUCGUGUGAUAACUUUAACGUUGAACAAGUGCACUCUUCACUUCAAGAUGCUUUACGUGCGAACUGA